CACGAGGCUGCCGGGAAGCUGGAGGGCUGACGGCUGCUGGGAUGUGGAGGACCUGUUGAGGCUCUGAGCUGAUGGCCCGCAACGAAGAGAAACACUUGGGGAGACUGAACCGGCUGUGGCUGCAGCGGGAGAGGGAGGAGGGUCGUCUGAGAGAGAGAGAUCAAAAUCGACCCAAACUGUCUUCGUUGAAUUCACCUGUUGAAGUGAAAAAAUGGAUUCCAAGCAUCAAGAGUGAAAUUGAGUAUUACCUUCAGCAGUCCCAAUUACCCCAUUAUUCAGAAAGGAAGAUAAAGGAAUUUCAGCAUCAAAUUGAAGAACUUCAGAAGGAGUAUCAGCGUUAUUUGUGGAAACUGCGUCGGUUAGACCCUUCCCAUAAGGAACACCCUUGGAAACCUCGUGCUUACACCCGGAAAAGAGAACCCAACGCUGCAGCACAACCCAUCAGUCAACCAGCUGGGUUGCACAGUUUGAAACAACUUUGCUUGCCUGUUCCAAACAAAACUGACAAUCACGAGGAUGACUGUGAUGGGAAAUCUGUUGAAGAAAGAGAAAGGAACUUCCUAAACCCACAGAUACCACAUGGUGCCACUGAUGAUUCUUGCAUGGUUAAUUCCAAUUUUCAGGACCAGCCCCUCAUAUUUAAUCCUGUUAGAAUUCCACCAAGAUUUUCUAUGCCCUCAACUUCACAAAACAUAUUAGGAGAAGGCUCACACCACAUGAGCAAAGUUCUUUUCUCUCAACUACCAAACUUACAAACUUCAUCUUCCUGUGAAUCCACAGCAGAGUUGCAAAGCGAGGAAGAAAAACAUACCUGUAAGACAAUAGUAGAUUCACAGGAAUCUAGUUUGCAGAUGAAAAACCCUGGAAUUCUGGGACUGUCUUGCUAUUCUUCAGAUGAAGAGAAAUAACAGCUGAUUCACAUUAAUUGCUCUAUUUAAUUUUGUCUUAAACACUCUAAUUGCUGAAUGUAUAUCGAUGUUACAUUUUCAAAACUUAUUUCCAGUUGUUUUUGUGCUUUUUAUAUAAAGCUAUUGUAUAAUUAUUGAAAUACUAAUUCUUCCAAUCCUCAUUGUUGGCAUGAAUUUAAAUUAUUCAGAAAUAAAAGUGAUCUUUAUUUCAAA
Molecule: messenger RNA, 1121 nt
Organism: Hemiscyllium ocellatum (epaulette shark)
Lineage: Eukaryota; Metazoa; Chordata; Chondrichthyes; Orectolobiformes; Hemiscylliidae
Exons: 5
Coding region: 72-908 (278 amino acids)
Biological process (GO): generation of catalytic spliceosome for second transesterification step
Source: RefSeq, a predicted model, not a curated record